Molecule: messenger RNA, 6810 nt
Organism: Xyrichtys novacula (pearly razorfish)
Lineage: Eukaryota; Metazoa; Chordata; Actinopteri; Labriformes; Labridae
Source: the annotation of a GenBank genome assembly
GGCCACAUAAAUAGACAGAAACGUCCGGGAGAUGAGAGCCACGGAGUGCAGGGAGAGCAAAGCGAGCUCUUUGGAAACGAGCUUGGGAAACAGAAUUUUACCAAGUUCGAGGAUCUGCUUGAAAAAUUCCGCAUUUACUCCCGGGGAUGCCUUUUUGUGAUUCGCAACAUCACUCGGCGUUAUCAAACAACUCGUACCGUUUUCCGCCUUGGAAAUCCCACCGUUAUUCCUGCGAUCUUUGUUUCUGCCGAGCUGCUUACAGAUGAUGGGGUACAGUGUUUUGACACCGUAGGCAGCAGCCGCAAGAAACACGGCUCGCUUGGCCGCAGCCGUGCGGUCCCAUCUCACUUUGGACGCCGCAUCGAGGAUGUUGGACAUUUUUUCGAGCGUUAUUCGUCUCCGUCGCCGAUCCUCGCAACAGCCAUCACUCAAGGCCGACUGCAAUCGUCUCCCGUCGACAUUUAGAGCAGAGACCUCGGAUGGCUGGAUUGAUGUUAAAGCGAGCCCAAUACAUGUACCGCUACAUCCUGCUCUUUUUUGUAAGAGUAAAUUGCCAUAUACCUCAUACAAUACACUUCCGGUUAAUUUCAAAAUAAAACAAUUAAGGUCAACCCCCACCUCCUUACAUUCCUGUUUACACGAGUCUGUGUUUACGUUUUAAUUUGUUAACAUAAUACUCAAACUCAUUUCCGGUUGUUGCUAGCUUAACGCUUUUUCACUGCCUGACGCAUCGACAGUUGUCGUUUCAUUGGUCGCUCCCCCGGCAAAUCAUGAUUGGUUGCGUGAUGGACGUACAGUAAUACAUUUGUGUCGGUGUUGUGCCGUAGAAUGCACCCCUUCCAUAGAAUGCAUCCCUUAACGGAAGCGCGGUUGAAAGUACAUAACAAAGCGAAAUAAACCAAGUUUUCCUUACCGUUUGAUGGAUUCAAAAGCGUGUGCCUUUAAUGAUUUAAUUCAGGCUAUUCAGAUAAGCCGAAAACAAUAACCCUCUGAUUCGGAAUAUUUGCUGUCCCGAAAAUAUAUAAAUGUUCUCUACCUUGACAGCUUACUGUACAAUUGAUAUACCAAAGUACACCUCUAUAUAUGCGAACGAAAGUUUGCUGCUCCAUUUGACAUGUUAUUAUGAUCAAAUACCCGUGUUUUUUUUUAAAUAUGAGAUCAUUUUCUUCCACUUUAAGAAGCUAACGAGUGGAUGGGAUGCAGAGGAUGCAUUCUUCGGCGGGGAUGCAUUCUAAGGCACAACACCUGUUGUACUGUAAUUUCUGUUCGUGCAACAAUGUAGUAGAUAUUUUAUAAUUAUAGCAGCAUUUUCUUUUAUCAAAAUGUAUUUUAUAUUGUAUUCACACUACACAAACCGCUUGUAGAAGUAUUUCAAAAAGGUUUAAAUACGUUUAUUAAUAUUUCUGAGCGGUCGCGUGAGCAGACGUUGGUUAAGUAACGGUCAGUAGUGAAGUGUGACGGCAAGUAGCUAACUAGCAAAGACAUUAAGCUAGUAAGUCUAUGUUGUUUCUCUGACACUUGACGUUAAGAGUUUCUGAAAUGAAUUGGGUUGGGGGUUCAAGGUAAGAAAGCAAUAAUAAUUUGGUUCAAAGCUAAUAUUAGCUUUACUCAGUGAUGUUAACAGUGUUUUAACUCGCUGCAGGAGCCGGCUAGUGAUGAAAAAUGAUACCAAAAGACAGAGGGUGAGGCAGCCUAAUACAUUUAAUAACUUAAUGUGAGAAGUAUUGGUUGAAUUGUUUGGGGAUAAAUGUGUUGUUACUUAUGUUUCAGGAGUUUUUCGAAAGAAGAAGAAUGCAACAGAGACUGAAAAACCUGGAUAUUGCCCUUCCAGCAUCGACUCCAAGCACCACAUCUGGCAGUAUGGAUCUGGUGACUUUAUUCAUCGUCAACCAGAUUGCUGCUAAGAAAGAAAAAAAAGGUGAAAUUGAGUAAUUAUUCGAGGAUUACACUGAAAGGUGCAGUGAUAAUGAUGCUUACUUUAAAAAACAGAUUAAGAGCAGUUUUUUUGCAGUAAAAUAUUGUGGUAAAAGUAACUGGCACAUAACUUGAUGAAUAUUAUCAUGUAUUGUUUGUGUUUCCAGAUCCCCCUAAAGUGGCAGUUCUUGGAAGCGGUAAAUUUGGAUCUAAGCACAAGAGAAAUGAACCUCUGGUACUCCCAAUGAGUCCCUGCUCUCCAUCAAAGCUAGAUCUCGUCGAGAGUCAUCAUCAGUACAGGUAGAGCGGGGGUGUUGUUUCUCAUAAAUCGUCUAUUAUCACAAAGAGGAUAUUAAUAACAAUGUACUUUCUGAGAGUGGUUUGUGUCAAUUAAAGACCCAGAUACCGUUUUUUGCCGGUAGCAUCAUUUUAUCAUGCAAGUCAAACCCCGUAUUAUCUUGCAAUAGUUAUUCAGUCUCUUGUAUUUCUAUGUCUAGCUUUCAAGGAAAGGGAAAGAAUGUUUUUCCACAAGGAUUCAAAAGUCGACAGGUUUGUCAUACAGUUUUACUUUUUUCUUUUAACAUUUGGCGAUAUUUAGAAGCCAGAGAGAUUGUUCUCUAUCCCAUAAACAUGUCUCAGUGGCAGCAACCUUAUUGCAGCUGGCUGCUGCUAUCCAUAUUUCUCUAUCGCCUGUUUCCCUUUAAAAAGGAUCAUAAUUGACAAAAAUAACAUCUGCAUUAGACGAUUUCAUACUUAUAACUGAUAGCACAAAAUGCUGAAUGUUCACCAGCUCUUCUUUCCAAAGCUGUCACCAGUAUUCGAGUCAGCUUUCUCAGACAACAGUGCAUCCGACUACCUGCCAACCAAAGCGGACUCCCUCAGCCCCUUCUCCUCCAUCUCAUCAGGUCAAGGUUGUGUAGCAAUGUGUUUCAUAGAAUGUCUGUUUUUAGCUGCAUGAGUGUUUAACAACAAGUAAUUUGGAAAAAACUUUCUGUCUCCCUUCAGGAAUAUUCCCCUUCCACCAGAGAAACCAAACACACGCACAGUUACCUUCCACCUGCUCUCCUCCACCCUGGGUCACCUCAGAGCUGGAGCACUGCAAGGUAGGGUAAAAAUGAGUAAAUCUGUGAAAACUGAUAAUAGAAUCAUGCAAUUCCAUGGUUACAGCUGCACAGGCAUGGUUACACUAGAAUCUACACGCACACAAGGCUUAAGUUUUUUUUAGGACUCGCUGACUGUAAUAUCCACAAACAAAACAUGAGCUUGAUCAGCAGUGCCUGUCGCUGGGAGCUGUCUAAGAGCUUUACAGAACCUUGUAGCCUUGCCACUUGAGAUUUAUCAUUUGAAAUGUAUUCCUUUCAUUUGAUAGUUUCAGCCUUUUUCCCAGCCAAGAAGAAUGACAGACAGUAUUCCCCAGUCAGAUGAAUCAAACCCUCUGCUCUACCAACUGGAGACUCCCACAGCAUCCCAGGUCCUGUUUGGAAGUCCAGACAAAGAGUGAGAUCAGGCCCUAGAAACUGAGGGAUUCUUUUUUGUUGUAGUAUAACUGUUGCUUUUAUAUUCACUCAAAGGGUGUGUGUCUUCACACAGAGGACAUGCCGCACACGAGGUGGUCUUCUCUCUAAACCAAUCAGAAGACACAGAGCCCAUGUUGGAUUUUACUCUGAAUCAGUCUGUAACUGAGCAGCAGUUUGAGGACGACGUCUUCAGAGGGUUCAGCUCUGAAGAUCAAGAAGAAACAGGUAAUUACAGUCAAAAACAGCGAUAAAGCCACAGUAACUUUCUUGUGAGGCUUAACAUUGAAUUUGGUUUCAGCUUUUGCAGGGACAAAAUCAAAAAUAUAUCUCAGAGCUGAAACACCGGGCAGAUCAUCAACACCACAGUAUGUGUAAAUACAAAAUCACUGUAACUUUUAUCACUCAUAAUUCAGAAUGCCUCACUUAUUAUUUUUUUGAAACAGAACUGUCCCUGACUCACAGUACAUGGAAGUGGAGGUAAGCUACCAUAAAAAGUCUGGGCUUGGUGGGUGUUUUGGAAAGUUUUGGCUGUUUUCCAGUCAUCGCAAUGUUGAUAUAAAGAUUUGAAGAGUAAACUUAUCAAUUCAGGUUUAUGAUGCACCAAUAGAUAUACAGUUUAAUUUUCUUUUAUUCACAGUCCUCCAGCUGCCCUGACAUGAACUGCUGUAAGUGUCUAAAUAGUCUCCAUUUUAACUAAAUGUGCAUUGUUUACAUGAUGGAGAACAUAAGCUCAAGAUACAUCUCUUUUCCUCCAACAGCUUGUCUUCAACAAAACUACGGCGUCUGUGACAACUUCCCAGGAUACCCCUGUGUAAAAGGCUUUCAGAUUUCAAACUCAGAUACAGUAAGUUAAAAGUAAGUCUUACAUUUUGCUGUUAGACCAAAAAAGAUCAUAAGAGUCACAAUUUAGAGUUUGGUCCUGUCACUGUAACAUAUACAGCAAUUUCCUUUACCAAGUACAGUGUUAGUAGACAAAUGAUCCGUUGAUCCGCAGCUGCCAGCAGUAGUUAUUACUAAAAUUAUUUGCUGGAGGAUGGCGAAAGCUCUUAUAAAUAACUAAAGCUCAGACUGUUUAACAUGAAAGUACAUCAUGUAUAUUACUUAAGAUUUCCUUCACAGAACAUCAGUCACUACUGUUCCCCUUUGCAAUGAUUUUUUUAGGAUGAAACAUGCUGUCAGCUGUGUAUGGGCCAAACCGGUUGUGAAGAUGGCCAAAGGCACAGUCAACAAAGCCUUCACACCCCAUCGCCACAACUCAAAAAGAUACAGGAAGUUACACAGUCAUUCACUUGCUCAAAUAACGAUAAAGGAAGUGACAGCCAACAGUCAGGAAGCACAACCGUGCAGUUUGAAUCUCCCUCAGUCUUGGCUGAAGCUCAGGGCGUACAGCUGUGCAAAUGUAAGAGAACCUCCGGUGAAACCCGAGACGCAGAAACUCAGACUGAUGACAAACCCACUGCAAAAACAUGUGACGCCUCGACCCAGAGCAGCUUUGUUGUGCCAAGUGCAUCCAAAGCCGCUGCCUUCAACAUUCUCCUGCCACCUUUUGAUGUGUCAGUUAAGCAUCCAGCCACAGGGGGGCAGACUAACUCUACUUUGGAGCCAUUUACACACCCACCUUCAUCAGGCAACAUGAGGAAUAAAGAAAAGCAAACACCCUGGAAUGAGAUCAAAUCCAAAGCUGGUUCCCUCUCAGAUGUCUGGGUUACCAACAUACCCUCUUCGACCAACAGUGAUGGAAAUGUGAUCCUACAGAGACCCGUAAACCGCUUCGCAGGUGCCCUGGGCAGUCCUGAUAGCACAGGUAUAACAUCAGAGUAAAAGUCUAAAUCACUCCAUGAGUAAAAUAUGUGCAGAAUUUUGUGCCAGUUAGGCUCUUCAGAUUUCACAGGCAAAGAAUAAAAAGCCUGGAUAUUUGGUUUUACUCCAAUCUGUUAUUACAGAUUUAGGUGAGGACAGCAGCAAGAGGGGGCAAACAGAGAACGGCUGGCUGAUGACAGAUCCAUCACAUGAAAGGAGGGAGGAGGUCAACUCUGCCAGAAGGGUUAACAGACUCUCAGAAGAGGCCCAAACACUCCAGGAAAUAGCUGACAUUUUACUCCUGCUCAAGCAGAGAAAGGAGGAGGGCCAGUGAGGAUGCAAUUAAGCAAGAUAGAAGAAGACGCCUUUUUCUGCAGGAAAUCCAAGUUAGUAUAAUUACAGAGAUACAGUGAAAGCAUUACUAUGGUUCAUAAGUUUAUUUCUUUCCCAAUAUACGUACAUAUUGAGGUGUCAUGAAGGUGUUUUUUUUCUUAAGAAUAUAAACUCUAGCAAAACAUUUACAGCAUGAACAUUGAUGAAAUAUAUCCUACGUCACUUUACUUUGUAUUUUUGUCAUUCCUGGUAAAAUGUAGAAACACAGAUAGUUGGUUCACAUUGAAAAAAAUCACAACUGCUUUAUCAUAAGUACACAUUUAGUAUUCUUGAUGUUGUAGGGGCGAAAAUCAAUCAAGUGGAUGUUAAAGUUUGAACACAGAGCAGCCUCACACAGUUAUCUUCAACAGCUGGUCAAUGCAACUUUCAGGACGCUGUCAGUGUUAUCAGGAUCCUUCUGUUUCCUGUAAUUAUAUUUUCAGCACAACAAUAGUUUCUGUGGUUCAGAGACAACCGUCCUUGGAAUACAGCCAGUCUUUCACAUUUUGAACAAUAAUUUAGUUUUCUCUCACCUUUUCACUAAUCUCUGAUCCGUCAGAGAGAUCGGCUCUAUAAUAUAAAUGAAAACCAGUGACUGUUCUCAAGGCAACAUCACAGCAUGCCACAAACAAAUGAUCAGCAUCCCCAAGUUGAAAAAUCAGCACAACAUCGCCCUAUUUGGGGAAAAACCAAUAAUCAGAGUUUUUGUUAUAAUGUCAGGGGUUGUGAUUUUAAUACUGUGGCACUUAAGAGGAAUAAUGUGGUUAUUAAACUGAUAAUAUUCUUACGUGACACCAGGUUGACAAAGCAAAACAUAUCACAAUACUUGAUGUGAGCGCUUCAUUCCACUUUGAUAGGUCAAUACAUUUGAUAUACAGCUCCUUUGGUUAUAUAUCACACUAAUUUAUCGUUGAUCAGGACCAAUGUAUCAAAAUAGAGAACUGUUCCUUCCUGCAGCUCAGCUUUGUAACGUCCUGUCCACCUAUUCUGUAUUUUUAUGCAAAGAUACCACGUGGUCUACUUUAGUAGGUUUUGCUACACAAACACAUGUGCUUCAGACUAACAGAUUUUACCUCACACGGUGGUACAAAUUUACAAAACGACAUUGCAAAUAACCCUAAAUCCUACUCUUGGACUCAACACGAGAACUUACAUAAAAAGAUAUUCUCUGCUAUUUGUACAUAAGGCUAUGGAGGAAGACAAAAAU